CAUGCCAUGAUUCCUCAUCUCCUUUUCUUCCUGCCCAUCUCAUUUUCAAUCCUUCAUGGCCGCCACAGAACGACAGCAACCUAACCAGUAACGACCGCUCCGCUCGCCCUCUACGACCACUCUUCUUCCUUCUUAAACUCUCUCACCAUUCCCUUCCCAUUUCCGUGACAUUUUCUCUUUUCCUCCCCCUCCUCUCUCUUGAUUUUCGCGCCCCACUUUCUGGUUCUCUGUAGAGCCACUGCAUAUCAUUGUAUCAAAGAAAAAAAAAAUAUUGUGGAAUAUAAGAAAAGAGAAGCUUUUUUCUUGAAAAUAUUAAAUCUUUUGAGUACCCGUUUCAAAGAAAAGAGCUUUUCGUUGAAUCUUUGAGGCUUUACGGAAUGGGUAGUAAAUGGAGGAAAGCAAAGCUGGCUCUUGGGUUGAAUCUCUGUACGUAUGUUCCAAGUAUUCACGAUGAUGAUGAUAACGAUGACAAGGGCUCCUUGUCCUCCAAGCACUCCGGCGGCGCCCUCCCCUCUCCUGUUACUCCCGGCUCGCAUGGGUUGAAGCUUUCUAAAAGCUUGAGUAGAUCUUCCAAGAAGACAUGUUCAAUAUGUUUGGCUACAAUGAAGCGGGGGGAUGGUCAAGCUAUAUUCACUGCUGAAUGUUCCCAUUCGUUCCAUUUCCAAUGUAUUGCUUCAAAUGCGAAACAUGGGAACUUACUUUGCCCAAUUUGCAGAGCGAAAUGGAAAGAGAUUCCGUUGCAAUGUCCUAGUGUGAAUCCUCCUUCUGGAAGGGCGAGAAUUAAUGAUGUGGACUGGGCUCAAGAUAAUGCAUUAGCGACAGUAAUUCGUCGUUUACCACCUCCUCGUUCAAAUCCAAAUAGGAAUGCUGCACCGUUUCGUCAGGCUUCUGAGCCAGCUACCUUUGACGAUGAUGAAUCUUUGGGUCAUCAACUUGAUUCAGCUCAGAAAAGUAUGUCAGAUAAGAAUUACAGAGAUAGUGGAGAAGGCAGAGCAAUAAAGAUCAAGACAUACCCGGAAAUUCCUGCUGUUCCACGGUUCAAUAGUUCAGCUAACUUCACUGUGUUGGUCCAUCUUAAUGCUCCUACUUCAGUUUCUGGGCCAAAUCCAAGUAGUAGCCAGCCUGGCUUGCCACACGUUACCCAAACGCCUCGUGCACCUGUUGACCUUGUCACGGUUCUUGAUAUCAGUGGCAGCAUGGCAGGUACCAAGCUUGCUCUCCUAAAGCGGGCUAUGGUGUUUGUGAUACAAAACCUCGGUCCCAAUGAUAGGCUUUCGGUUAUUGCCUUUUCUUCAACAGCCCGUCGCCUCUUCCCCCUUCGCAGGAUGUCUGAAAUGGGACGACAACAAGCACUGCAAGGUGUGAACUCCUUGGCUGCAAAUGGCGGGACAAAUAUUGCUGAAGGCUUGAGAAAGGGCGCCAAGAUAAUGGAAGACCGAAGAGAAAAAAACGCAGUUGCUAGUAUAAUACUGUUAUCUGAUGGUCAAGACACAUAUACCAUCAGUAACUCUGAUGGGAGCCGGAACCAACAUAACACCCGUUUGCUUCUCCCUUUGUCAAUGCAUAGCGGGGAAGAUUCGAGUUUUAAAAUUCCUGUACAUACUUUUGGGUUUGGCACAGAUCAUGAUGCUUUGUCGAUGCACUCGAUUUCAGAGAUUUCGGGAGGAACCUUUUCUUUCAUCGAGACAGAAAGCGUGAUCCAGGAUGCAUUUGCUCAGUGCAUUGGAGGCCUUCUGAGUGUUGUAGUGAAGGAGCUGCAGUUGAGUAUCGAAUGUGUUCAUCCAGAAGUCCAUCUCAGAUCUUUAAGAACCGGAAGUUAUCCUAACCGUAUCCUUUCUAGUGGAAGAAAGGGAUCCGUUGAUGUUGGAGACCUAUAUGCUGACGAGGAGAGGGACUUUCUAAUUUCAGUGAAUGUUCCUACUGAGCUUUCUAACCCCGAGACUUCACUGUUGAAGGUGAGUUGCGUCUACAAGGAUCCCUUGGCGAAAGAAAUGGUAAACCUCGGAAGUGAAGUGCUUAGGAUCGAGAGGCCUAAAGUAGUAGGGGAAACCAGGGUCUCGAUAGAAGUGGACAGGCAGCAAAACAGACUUCGAGCAGCUGAGGCAAUGGCAGAAGCCCGAGCUGCAGCUGAGAAAGGAAACCUGGCUGGCGCGACUUCUAUCCUUGAAAAGUGUCGCAAGGCAUUGUUAGAAUCAGUGUCGAGUAAAGCUCAUGACCGCCUUUGCCUUGCCCUCGAUGCUGAGCUCAAGGAGAUGCAAGAGAGGAUGGCAAGCCAACACGUAUACAAUACAUCGGGUAGGGCAUACAUUUUGUCCGGGAUGAGCUCACAUUCUUGGCAGAGAGCAACAGCACGAGGCGAUUCCACAGAUGGAUCCAGCCUGGUUCAGGCAUAUCAGACCCCUUCAAUGGUAGAAAUGGUUACUACCUCUCAGGCCACGCUACUCGGAAGUCCUUCAUCUCGGAGACUCGUUCGACCAGUUUGGGCCUCGGGGUCACUACCAAAACCGAGGUAACAUGGCAUGAAGAUGGGAAUUUCGGAACACAAGGCAACACUCUAAUGCUGCUUCUUUUUGUAGUUCUUUGAAUAGUUCUUAUAUGUUCAUAUUUAUCCUGCCUAAUCAUGCAAAGGAAUACGUCCAUGAAUGGAAGUGGGUGAGGGUGUAAUGUAAUUUUAGGGAAAUGGUAUUGAAGGCUAAACUAGCUGAUUAGGAUCUCUUUUCAUUCCUUUUUUGUAGUUGUGUUACUGUUGUACAUACAAGGAGAGAGGCAGAGAGCUAAUAUCUUGGAGGAAAGGUGGGUAAAGUUUGUAAUUGUGGAGUUACUUGGUGAAAUGUUCAUCUUCUAUUGCACAAUAUCUUGCAUUGC
Molecule: messenger RNA, 2865 nt
Organism: Ipomoea triloba (trilobed morning glory)
Lineage: Eukaryota; Viridiplantae; Streptophyta; Magnoliopsida; Solanales; Convolvulaceae
Product: E3 ubiquitin-protein ligase WAV3-like
Exons: 2
Coding region: 378-2513 (711 amino acids)
Source: RefSeq, a predicted model, not a curated record